Messenger RNA from Esox lucius (northern pike), 1003 nucleotides. It is a transcript of the gene fadd, whose product is annotated as Fas (tnfrsf6)-associated via death domain. Gene Ontology annotation, molecular function: protein binding. Gene Ontology annotation, biological process: signal transduction; regulation of apoptotic process. NCBI's taxonomy places the organism in Eukaryota, Metazoa, Chordata, Actinopteri, Esociformes, Esocidae. The record is from RefSeq and is marked provisional.
AGAACCAAGAAAUAGAAAAGGUAGAGCCCCGCGAAGAUCACUUCCGUUUAUAGCUGGUUCCCUAUUAAAUCAAGAUGAGCUCGUUUAACAGUAUAUUGCUGAAGAUUUCGGGAGAACUUAUUGGUGAACAAUUGGAAAAAAUUAAGUUCCUUUGUAUAAAAGAUAUAGGAAAAAAUCGUCUCGAAAAGAUGACCACCGGCUUCCAACUUUUCACUGUCCUAAUGGAAAGGAACAAACUUGGACCUGACAACACUGAAUUUCUAGUUUCAGUUUUGACACAGAUUGGUCGGCUAGAUCUUGCUGAAAUAAUUGACGGCCAAAAGGAAUUGCCAUCGAAUCAACUUCCUUCAGACGAAGAACAAGCAAAACUGGAAAUUGCAACACAAGUGAUUACUGAAAACCUUGGAAAGAAGUGGAGGGCAUAUGGGCGUAAACUUGGCCUGACAGAAACCAAACUGGACACUAUCUCAGGGAAGCACCCUAAUGACCUGGAGGAACAAGUGUUGUGUCUUCUAAGGGAAUGGCGUAAAAUACAUAAAGCAGAAGCCAAAACAGACACUUUGAUCAAAGCCCUUCGCUCCUGUGAUCAGAACUACACAGCUGAUUUGAUUGAGACAGAACUUGAAAAAUGUAAAGCCAAUGCUUGAGAGUAAAAGUAGGGGAAAAAAGUAUUUUUCUCUUUUCUUAAGUAUUCAUUCAUUGCUCUCUUCUGGUGCUUCAUAAGAUUCAAUAAGUAAUCUAAAAUAUUGCCAACAUAAGUAUACUGGUAUUAAUGGAUUGAAAGGUAUAAUUCUAUGUACUUUAAGUCGGAAAACUCUUGGUACGUACUUUAUAUUCAUGGAUUUUGCGUGCUGUUAUAAGCAGGAAUGUGGGAAAUGGGUUUUUGCUGAAGGAGUUGCAUUGUGGAUAUGAACGCUGCAUUGGUACAUAAGGGAAUGUGCAAUUUUUCUAAAACAGAUUAACUAUGAAUAUCACACAAGUUAAUAAAUCUGUAUUAAAAUGU